This is a messenger RNA of Anopheles maculipalpis, 2205 nucleotides long. RefSeq names its product iron-sulfur clusters transporter ABCB7, mitochondrial (gene ABCB7). Gene Ontology annotation, cellular component: mitochondrial inner membrane. Gene Ontology annotation, molecular function: ATP binding; ATP hydrolysis activity; ABC-type transporter activity. Lineage: Eukaryota; Metazoa; Arthropoda; Insecta; Diptera; Culicidae. The transcript has 7 exons. The record is from RefSeq and is a predicted model, not a curated record. The coding region runs from base 34 to 2205 and encodes 723 amino acids. Gene Ontology annotation, biological process: intracellular iron ion homeostasis; transmembrane transport.
CAAAUGCUGUCAGUCCGAAACGUCAGCUGAAAAAUGGCCGCGCUGCUGCUGCAUGUCGUAUCAAAACAAGCUCCUCAAUUGAACCGCAACCUGCUGGAAGGUGUACGACUUUCGUAUAAAAACCAUCACCCUCUGUGCGAAAAUUACUGCCGACUGCAUUCGCGGCAAUUGCAUGUUAGUGGAGUCGUUGUCGCUAACUGGUACAAUGACGAUAACAGGAGAAGAAAAGGUUUGCGGCAGGAACCUUGGGCACAGAGACGAAACUAUUCCAGCCAGACGAAAAAUCAACAAGCGACCGAAAAUGCCCUCCUGAACAUAUUUCAGAAGAAGCAAAAAGGGCACCAUCCGGCGUCGGGCGAAUCGAUCGGCACGUACGAUGGGCCGGAAAUUACUGCCACGGACAUGAUCAAAGCGAUGGCGACGUACAUCUGGCCAAAGGACGAUGCGAUGGUCCGGAAGCGUGUCCUGAUAUCGCUAAGCUUGCUCGGUGGAGCAAAGGUGUUGAAUGUUUGCGUACCGUUCAUGUUUAAAAUGGGCGUUGAUAAUUUGAACCUGUUGAGCAUGGACACGGUACCGCAGGCUGCCUCGGCGUUAACAAUCUCCGUGCUGUUAGGAUAUGGUAUUGCACGUGCCGGUGCGGCCGGUUUCAACGAGCUUCGGAAUGCAGUGUUUGCCCGCGUUGCGCAGCAUUCGAUCCGUAAAAUUGCCACCAAUGUGUUCCUGCAUCUGCACAAUCUCGAUCUACAGUUUCAUCUUAGCAAACAAACUGGAGCUCUGUCGAAGACGAUCGAUCGUGGAUCGCGUGGUAUUAACUUCGUGCUGACGGCGAUGGUGUUUAAUGUUGUACCGACCAUGUUUGAGCUGGCGCUCGUAUCGAGCAUACUCGGCAUGAAGUGUGGCAUGGCUUAUGCGGCACUCUCCAUGGGUUGCGUCGGUGUGUACAGUGCGUACACGCUCGCAGUGACGCAGUGGCGUACCAAGUUCCGCAUCUACAUGAACCAGGCGGAGAAUGAAGCGGGCAAUAAAGCGGUUGAUUCGCUAAUUAAUUACGAAACGGUGAAAUACUUCAACAACGAACAGUACGAAGCGAACCGAUACGAUCAGGUGUUGAAAAAGUACGAAGAAGCUAGCCUGAAAACUAGUACCAGCUUGGCAUUGUUAAACUUUGGCCAGAAUGCCAUCUUUAGUGUGGCGCUCAGUACCAUCAUGGUAAUGGCGGCGAACGAAAUUGCCCAAGGUCGUAUGACGGUCGGUGAUCUGGUGAUGGUUAAUGGGUUACUCUUUCAACUGUCCAUACCGCUCGGUUUCCUCGGAAGUGUGUAUCGGGAGGUUCGUCAGGCACUGCUCGACAUGCGCACCAUGUUUACCCUGAUGGGUGUUCAGAGUGCAAUCCAGAGUCAAGUUAAUGCGCCACCGCUAAAUGUGAGCCGUGAGACGGCCUCGAUCGAGUUCCGGAAUGUUGGGUUCCGCUACGCGCAAAGUAACGACAUUUUUAAGGAUCUUUCCUUUACCAUCCCGGCCGGUAAGAAGAUAGCUAUAGUCGGUGGUUCUGGAUCGGGCAAAUCUUCGAUGGUGCGUUUGCUGUACCGCUUCUUCGAACCAACGACGGGAGAAAUUUUAAUCAACGGACAAAACAUCCGCGAUGUGGAUUUGCAAAGCUUAAGGCGUGCGAUUGCUGUGGUGCCACAGGAUUCGGUACUGUUCCACGAUACCAUUCGGCAUAACAUUCACUACGGUGAUUUGUCGAAAUCGCAGGAAGAGCUGGAAAAUGCCGCCCGUAUGGCGGAUCUGCACGAAUCGAUACAGCAAUGGCCAAAGCAGUACGAUACGCAGGUCGGUGAGCGGGGUCUGAAGCUGUCGGGUGGGGAAAAGCAACGGGUAGCGAUAGCGCGAGCUAUUUUGAAAAAUUCUCCCAUCCUAAUAUUCGACGAGGCGACGAGCAGUUUGGAUUCCAUUACCGAGCACAAUAUCCUGCAAGCAUUGGCACGGGCAACGGAUAAUCGUACCAGCAUCUGCAUUGCUCACCGUCUGUCCACCGUGAUGGAUGCGGAUGAAAUUCUAGUGCUAGAGAAUGGUCGCGUCGGGCAGCGCGGCACACACGAUCAACUGCUACGAAGCGGAGGCCUUUACACGAAGCUGUGGGACACACAGAAUCGAUUGUACAAUAUUAGUAGCAAGAAGAUGAACGAGGAAGAGAAGAAGUGA